UCUCCUCAAUUUCAAGAAGGGAUGGAUGUCAAUUCUGGAUGAAGCAGGAGAGUGGAAGAAACAUUGGUUUGUGCUGACUGACUCGAGCCUGAGGUAUUACCGGGACUCAAACGCAGAGGAGGCUGAUGACCUUGAUGGAGAAAUCGACCUCCGCUCGUGCACAGAUGUGACGGAGUUUGCAGUGCAGCGUAACUAUGGCUUCCAGAUACACACAAGGGAUGCUGUCUUCACCCUGUCAGCGAUGACCUCGGGCAUCCGGCGCAACUGGAUUGAAGCCCUGAGGAAGAAUGUGCGCCCAGUCAGUGCUCCAGAUGUAACCAAGCUCUCUGACUGUGAUAAGGAGAACUUCCGUAACUCUGUCCCCCAGAAGGGCUCGCUCCGGACGGAGGAGCAGCAGCGGCUGGGCUCAGGCUCUGAGGGGAACUCAAAGGGCAGUCACUGGAAGGCCGAUGGGCAGCGCCAUGCCUUUGACUACGUGGAGCUGUCUCCCUUGCCACAGGACCCUGGGAGCCAGGGGUCCCCGCAGAAGACAAGAGGGAGCUUAAGGAUCUCUGACCGAAGUCCCAAACAUGAGGAGCUGGAGCGGGACCUGGCCAUCCGUUCAGAGGAGAGGAGGAAAUGGUUUGAGGCCCCUGAUGGCAGAGUCCCAAACAGCGAUGGCCCAGAGGGAGACCCUUCCCGCAGGGCUGGCGAGCAGGAUCUCCCUGCUCCCCCACUUUCAGAGGACCAGCGGCUUCAGCUGAAUGAGGAGAUAGAGAAGAAGUGGCUGGAGCUGGAACGCCUGCCCUUGAAGGACUCACGGCGAAUGCCUUUGACAGCACUACUGAAUCAGAGCAAGGGGGGCCAUGGAGACGCCAGUGAGGCACUGAAAAAGGAGGUCCAGUCACUGCGGGCACAGCUGGAGUCCUGCCGGGCCCGAAAUGAGAGCCUUCGGGAGGCAGCAAAAUCCCAGGGGGAGAGCCAAGUGCCACGGGGGUACAUCUCACAGGAGGCCUGUGAGCGCAGCCUGGCUGAGAUGGAGUCAUCCCACCAGCAAGUGAUGGAGGAGCUCCAGAGGCACCACCAGCGGGAACUGGAGCGGCUGCGGCAGGAGAAGGAAAGGCUCCUGGCAGAAGAGGCUGCAGCAACAGCAGCAGCCAUCGAGGCACUGAAGAAAGCCCAUCGGGAGGAGAUGAAUAAGGAGCUGGGCAGGACACGAAGCAUCCAGCAAUGCAGCUCGGUCUCAGAUGCCCUCCAGAAGCAGCACCAGUUGGACAUGGAUUCUCUGAAGCGGGAGCUGCAGGUGCUUUCUGAACGGUAUUCCCAAAAGUGCCUGGAAAUUGGGGAGCUCACCCAGAAAGCAGAGGAGCGGGAGCAGACACUGCAGCACUAUCAGCAGGAGGGGAAGGAGCUGCUCCGCAAAAACCAGGAGCUGCAGACCCGCCUCUCAGAUGAAAUUGGGAAGCUGCGGAGCUUUAUUUCGUCGCGAGGCUCUCUGCACAACAACGAACGGAGCUCCUGCGAACUGGAGGUACUUCUGCGAGUGAAGGAGAACGAGCUUCAGUACGUAAAGAAAGAGGUGCAGUGCCUCCGGGAGGAGCUGCAGAUGAUGCAAAAGGAUAAGAGAUUUGCCUCAGGGAAAUACCAAGAUGUCUAUGCAGAGCUUAACCACAUCAAGGUGCGCUCAGAGCGAGAGAUCGAGCAGCUGAAGGAGCAUCUGCGCCUCGCCAUGGCAGCUCUGCAGGAGAAGGAGUCACUGUGCAACAGCAUCAGCAAGUAACGGUCUGCCCUUUGUUUGUUUAUCUGUUCUCGUUUCGUAUUUGCUCCAUUACUCACUUGUGGGGAGAGGGAGGUUGAAUCCCAUCCAUUAUUGCCUUGGCAAGGAAUCCCACACACCCCCCAACCUCCUUGCUCCCCUCCCAAAGCUUUUUUGAUGAACCCCUUUCGCCUGCAUACCUGAGCACAUUGUUUGCACCUUCUUCAGGAUUUUAUAU
Messenger RNA from Indicator indicator, 1973 nucleotides. RefSeq names its product TRIO and F-actin binding protein (gene TRIOBP). Gene Ontology annotation, biological process: actin filament organization; positive regulation of substrate adhesion-dependent cell spreading. The transcript is spliced from 13 exons. Lineage: Eukaryota; Metazoa; Chordata; Aves; Piciformes; Indicatoridae. The record is from RefSeq and is a predicted model, not a curated record. Gene Ontology annotation, molecular function: actin filament binding. Bases 26 to 1759 code for a protein of 577 amino acids. Gene Ontology annotation, cellular component: actin cytoskeleton.